UACAAGUCGUUCCAAUUGAUAAAACUUGACAAUAGUAAGUCCUUAAUCUCCGAUAAAGACCGCAGUGAUAAUUUCCCCAAUUAAUGAACACAUUGUUUAAAGUGGUGCUUGAGAGAACGUUGUUGAAAAAAAAGCCAGAAUGUCUACACCUACUUCGAUUGACGAUUUAAAGAGCGAUUUCGUGAUAGGCGUGAGUGUUGUGGGAGGUGUUUGUGUGCUUUUGACUUGUGCAGUGAUCGGUCUUUUUGUGUGGAAUCUCCGACUGUACCGAAAAAUCCAAAAGUUGGAUCCUUUUGUCAACUUCAAGCUUCAGAGGCCUAAAAAAGUGAACAAUGACCAACAACAACGCCAACCUACGACUUUCCCAUCAAGGGACGAUUUUGUAACAGUUUACGACAAUUCUGGAUUUGAAAGAAAUAAGGAAGAAAGACGCAAUUUGAACCCGAUUGCGUUGAGGAGUAAAGCGAGUUUUGAUAAUGAAAACUUCAGUUUUGGCUCAAAUAAAUUAUCAUUGAAUUCGUUCAGACAACCGGAUUACCUGCAUUUAGAUAAUAGGUUUUACUAACACCUGGAAUUUUAUCUCGUAUUGAAGCACUAAGCCCUAACUUUACUCAUUUUUUAUUGUAUUUAUUGCUUUUAUUAUUUAUUUGUCAAUAAAAUUGUUCGAUUUGAA
Messenger RNA from Tribolium castaneum (red flour beetle), 673 nucleotides. RefSeq lists its product as uncharacterized. The record is from RefSeq and is a predicted model, not a curated record. Bases 140 to 565 code for a protein of 141 amino acids. NCBI's taxonomy places the organism in Eukaryota, Metazoa, Arthropoda, Insecta, Coleoptera, Tenebrionidae. The transcript is spliced from 4 exons.